Encephalitozoon romaleae SJ-2008 is the source of this 306-nucleotide messenger RNA. RefSeq lists its product as hypothetical. The transcript has a single exon. Lineage: Eukaryota; Fungi; Microsporidia; Unikaryonidae. The coding region runs from base 1 to 306 and encodes 101 amino acids. The record is from RefSeq and is a predicted model, not a curated record.
AUGGAUGUUUUUACUUCAAACUGUAAAGAAAACUUAACUGUUGGGCAAGAUAAUCACAUAAAACGCAAUGCCUUGCAAACUACUGCUAUAGGAUCAGUCUUCUGUGGAAGACUUGAAAGGAAAGAACAAUACCUCUAUGAAGGCUCUAUUAGCGUAGGAAGAGUCAAACUUCUGAAAGACUUCUAUGAAAAAAGCGUCUUUCUUAGUAAAAACAUAAAAAUAAGAAAGACAUUCUAUGACUUAAAUCCGAGUGUCAAGGAAAGGGUAAAAAUGCUUGAAAAUAUGAUAGUUAAACAGAGAAUUUAA